AUGACGACCAUCGUGAACAUCCUCCUGACUCUGAGAUCCUUUCAGAUGGGGACAAACGACGGCAUUAAUAUGAAUGUAGUUGCUCCAAAACUCGUUUUAGACAGAAAAUAUCAAGAGGUUUUCUUUACUAACAAACCGGCAAUGUGCACGGUGAAAUGCCCGAUGUUUCGCAACGUAACGCUAAAAUACAAAAUACAGCCUCGCGAUGGGGCAGCUGAUGUCAGCUACAACGUUCUAUGCAGAGGCUGCAACUCAUCGUUUGGCGGCAUCAAAGACCAUUUUCAAACUCAAGUAAUCUUCUGUCAGGGGGGCCUUGUUGACAAUAAGUUGUACGAGAUCGAGGUCGCCACCGAGGAUGGGCACAAAGGGUACUCCACAAUUGCGGUCAUGACUGAGAUCAUGGAAAGUUUUUCCGGAAGUAUUGAGGUACCCGCCGGACCAGGCUACAUCCGUUUUGACAAAAUCAGCUCAAACAUGAUGCUUUCAUAUAACGAAACACAAGGGUUAUUUAAACCCAAAAGAGAGGCCUACUACACCUUCUACAUGACUGCUCGGACCAAGACCGAUCGAUACACCAGAAUGGAGCUCAGGAAAAAUGGCGUCGCUGUAGCCUCCAUUACAAACGAUGUCCUAGUCGAGCAUGGAUGGGAAUUUGAGGACGGCGCCACUGCCAUUGUGUUAAAGCUGAAGUUUGGGGACGAAAUUAGCGUAUACUCGAAUGGAACUCUUCAGAGUGGCUCUUCAUUGUCUUGUUUUUCUCUGCGAACGCUGAUGGACGGACCCCCUGUCAUAUUAUACGCCACAGUCCAGGACAACAAAGUCCUCCCUCACGGUAGUUAUCAGCCCUUGUCAUACGACCACGUCCAUUUAGACACGGCUGGGGCUUUCGUGGGUAAAACGAACUACACCAUCCCUAGCGACGGCAUCUACGUGGUUACACUGACGUCAGCAACCCAUAAUGACCCCGUGCAUGCCUCUUUCAUCAACUUGAAGUUUAAAAUCUUGCGGUAUACGACAGUAAAAACACCCGCUCGGAGCACCAACUCCUAUACAUUUAUUAUGAGGUUCAAUGAGAGUGAAGUCAUCUCCAACACAUUUUACGCUGAAAACGAGACUCAUCUGUCGAGUGAGACCUCCAUUGCUGUGUUCAAGUACUUCAGCAUUGACGAACCAGACAUAACAGCAGUCACAGUGCAACAGUACCAGACACGAAAAGACUGCGCCGACUUCUGCAACCUGCUCGUCGGAGGAAAAGUCUUUCUUGACAUCGAUUCCAGUUUCAACGCCACAACUGGAAUUUUCACGGCCAAACGCUCUGAUACCUACGUCAUUUCCGCUAAUCUCCUCGGAAUGCAAGUGGACACCACGUAUCAGAUUGUCGUAAACGGGGAUGUUGUUGACACGUUGCUUAGCGACGGGCCGGACAAUGACUUCUUCAUUAACGAUAGUAAAGUCGUGAUGGUCAAGAGGCUUUGGCAGGGAGACAAGGUUGAGUUCCGAAUGAAAGGGAGGAGUUUCUUCCACACCCUCAUCUCUAUAUGGACUCUCACCGCCUGAGAGGAAUGUAGGGGUGUUACGUCAGACUGACCAACAGUGACCUUGUAAUU
Molecule: messenger RNA, 1607 nt
Organism: Magallana angulata
Lineage: Eukaryota; Metazoa; Mollusca; Bivalvia; Ostreida; Ostreidae
Exons: 5
Coding region: 1-1557 (518 amino acids)
Molecular function (GO): protein binding
Source: RefSeq, a predicted model, not a curated record